AAAAGCAAAAUUGCAAGGCGGCUGUUUUACUGUGAAAUUAUGUGACCGCUGAAGUCGGUUCCUCUUAAAAGGAGUUCUGGAAUCGCUCCAAUAUCUCCACGAAAGGCAGCUUGCCUGAGAAACUCAUCCCUUUCUCUCUUCUUAGUUCUGGGUUCCUCUGUUUUUGUUAAUAGCUGAAUGGUCUAUUAAGGACUGAUCUUUGCUGAGCUGAAUAAAGAAGAGAUGAUAUGUUAGGAUAUUUUAGCUGUAAAAGCUGAAUCUAUUUCUCAGAAGAAUGGUGGCAAAAGCACUACUGUCCCCAUCAUUUAUAGGGUUAGCAGUUUCUGUUGCUUUUGUUGCUCUUGUACUUCGAUUUCCAGUUAAAUCACCAGUUCAGGCAAGGCUGUGGACUUCUGAAGAGCUAUCUAUGUAUAAUGGGACUGAUAAUGGGUUGCCUAUCCUAUUAGGAAUUCUGGGAUCUGUGUUUGAUGUAACAAAAGGAAAGUCUCAUUAUGGUCCAGGAGGGGGUUACCAUCAUUUUGCUGGAAGAGAUGCUUCACGGGCAUUUGUUUCAGGGAACUUUUCUGGGGAUGGACUAACUGAUUCAUUGCACGGCUUAUCCGGAACUGAGAUGAAGAGUGUUGUUGAUUGGCGGGAUUUCUACUUCAGAAGCUAUACAUUUGUUGGACACUUGGUUGGUCGUUAUUAUGAUAAUCAAGGGAGACCAACUAAAUUUUUGAAGGGAGUUGAAGCAAAGGCUGCUAGAGCAGCCCAGCUUUUAGAGAAACAGAAGAAGGAAGAGGCUAAGCUUCCCAGUUGCAAUUCAAGAUGGAGUCAACAAGAGGGAGGAGAGGUCUGGUGUGAUGUAGGCUAUCCAAGAUUAGUACAGAGACCUCAAGAAAUUGCUUUGACUGGGAAAAUGAGCAUGCGGUGUGCGUGCUUCAAAGAAGAGGAACUCAGCCAGCCUGGUUUGGAGGUCUACAAGGGUUGUGAUUAUCUAUCACAGGUUUGCCGAGUCUAACAAAAACCAUUGUGUUCAACUUGUGACUGAACUUCUGUUUUUUCUGGGUGGAUUGAAGUUGAUGUAGAAUUUUAUCUUUUUAUGUUAUUGGGAUCACUUGUAAUUGAGAUUUGGAGGAAUAGAUGGUUACGUGAAAGAGCUCCAUUGCAGUCACUAGCAGUUCCAAGCAUUCAUCGUGUCUUGGUGUGAAUGUUCUUUCAGACUCUGUAAGUUACAUAUUUGGAAGGCCCCAGCCUCAAGUGAAAUGCCAAUUUUUUGGAUCUGCAAUUUUGUAAUACACCUUUGUAGAGUUUUUUAAUAACAUUGACCGUGACAAUUUUAUUUAAAUGUUUGAAAUUGUCUCAUGAACAUAUCCACAGAUGGUGAAAAAUGCAACUUUAUGUUGAAUGGUCCAAACUGAUGUAUGUGAAAACAUGUGGGGAUUUGGAGCAUCUUAAUUGUUUAUUUGUAUAUUGAUUUUU
Messenger RNA from Nelumbo nucifera (sacred lotus), 1461 nucleotides. It is a transcript of the gene MAPR4, whose product is annotated as membrane-associated progesterone binding protein 4. Gene Ontology annotation, cellular component: membrane; endomembrane system. The record is from RefSeq and is a predicted model, not a curated record. NCBI's taxonomy places the organism in Eukaryota, Viridiplantae, Streptophyta, Magnoliopsida, Proteales, Nelumbonaceae.